GCCCCAGCUUCACAAAACCGAUCCAUUUGCGCCAUUUUGGCUAUCUGCCCCUCUUGCCAGCCUCAUUUGUAGUCUCCAGUCCAAUUGCGUAUUCGAGGAAACUGCCCGAGCCAGAGCUGAGCAGUUUUCUACAGCUGCCCGUUUCCUCUGCUCAACUGACCGGGCUGCUCCUUACACCCUGCUCAAUUCAAGCAUUCAAUGUUCCGGCUCUGUCACUGACAUUCAACGUCGUGUAGUUUCCCCAACACCCACCCCUCACCUACCCACCCGAGCAACAGACUCAGAAACAAUGAGUGCUCCACCAACGAUACCUCCACGCCCCGCGCGGGCCCAGAACAGCUCUUCUCCUGCGCCGGGCACCCACAUGGACGUCCCCAAGAUUCCUCCACGCCCGAAGCGUGGCGUCGAACGCUCCGUCUCUCCAGCUGGGGACCGAUAUGCCCGCUCCCCUCUCAACGACCCAACCUACGUACAUGGCGGACCGCCCAGGGAGGGCGGUCGUCUUAGCACCGAUCUGCCCUCGCGUCCACCGAGCGUCUCCAUGCCCUCGCUCGGAGAAGAAGGCAACGAAUACGCCAGUUUCGAAGAUCUGUCAAAGACCCUCACAAGCGAGAACCAGGGCGGCUCACCACAACAUAUGAAGAACGUGGCAGGAGACUUGCCUUUGCAUGCUCCAACUGCCUCAGUCCCCAGCUCAACCGCGAAAAGUAGGAUCCAGGCCGUGACGCGGACCGACUCGCAGACAGCUGCUGCCGCUGGCUUUGGCUCGCAGCUGUCCGUUGACGACAAGGUCUCUCAGGCCAAGUCCGGUCGCUCAGGAUCUUCCGCUGGCUCACGCCCCAGCUCUCUCUACAACGACAAGGAUGAACACGGCAUUCCCGAGAUCGGUGUGCAGGUACCCAUGUUCCGCAACGCCGGAGAUGUCCAGGCUCCCAGUCCUUCGCCCUAUGCGCAACAGCCCGGCACCCAAGGAGUAGGUUUCCACCAGAAAGCCGGAGGUCGUCAUCACGGCCGCACCAAGAGCGGUCGUGAAAUCUUCCAUGGUCCUCCUGGCAGCUACGGUAUGCACGGUCAUGGCAAGAUUUCAACAGACGAUUUUGAGCAGAAGUGGUAUGAAAAGCAUCCCGAGGAUCUCAAGCGCGAGAAGGCCGGCGAGUAUGGCCCUCACAUUCAAGAAAAUAGGAAGGAUUAUCAUUGGCGUGCGGACAACCUUGAGAAGCUAGUGCACACCAGGUCUCAAGACGUUGGAAUGGGCACCAGCCGAGAUGCAGUCAGUACACCCGACGAACAGAUCGGCUACAGGGCUACUGAGGAGUAUGCUUCGCGAAUGGCCUCUCCCAGGCCGCAGUCGUCGGGUCGCCCUGCCUCAAUUAAGGGUGGUUACGUCGACUCACCGCUUCGUAACGAAGCAGGCCAAGAGGUCAACGACAAAGGCGAAGUCAUUCAUAUCGAUCCCCCUGCGCACCGCGCUAGCAAGGUUCACGGUGGAGGCUAUGAUCCGCCAACUGAAGAUCUUGGUCCUGAAGGUGGCAACACGUCUGAGAAAGGCGGAUGGGUUACUGAGCGUGGAUACGGCACUCCCAUCCUAGCUUCGGAUGAGCUGAAGAAACACCCAGACGCCGAGUGGAGACAGCCUGCUGUAUCACCUGAGCUAGAGCGUCACGGCAAUGAGUACACGCUUAACGAGGACGGAAACCCGCAAUAUGUCACAAAGCAGCGCACGCACAGCAGGAGCUCAAGCCGGAACAAUAGCACGCAGCAGCAACGCGUCAUCUCUAGCCCAGCACAAUUUGAUCGCGGGGGUACCCCACUAGAGUCUCACAAGGAGUAUGAACCCUUGUUCCCAGAGGAUGAGGAAGACAACAAAAAACCCAAGUCUCAGGUCGACAAGCUCAAGCGUCCAAGCGUUGCUCGCCACCAUUUCCCAAGUCAAGAUGUCUGGGAAGACACGCCUGGUAGUCUGCAACUCGAAACUACCGUAGACACUCCUCAAGAGGCGGAAGAGCCAAGGACUGCUGGUGCCAACGACAAUGUGAGUCCUGCAAAGGUCUUUGAAGACCCGAACAUAGAAGAACAGCGCAAGAACCAGAUCAACAAGGAAGACCAGACAUCAUUUCUCCCCGAACACACUAGACAAUUUGCGGCAGAGAACAAGCUCCUUGGGAAGGUUCGAGACGAUACGCCUGGUCGCCCUGGAAUGCAGCAGCGCUUCCCAAGCCAAGACAUCUGGGAAGAUGCGCCGUCUCACAACUAUCUUGAAACUACAGUCAGCACACCACAGAUGGAGGAUUCGAAUGAGUAUGCUGAAGACUCGCCAAUUGACCAAAAGCCACAGGUGCCGGCUCGUCCUAGUGUUCCAGCCCGACCAGCUAAGAGAGAGGCUUCUGGUGACGACAAGAAAGCGCCCAUCAUUCCAGACCGUCCGAAGCCGCAAAUUCCUGCUCGCCCAGGCAAGCCAUCUACCGGCUCUUCGGAGAAAGUACCAACUGUUGAGUCACAGGCAGGCGAUAACAAUGCUUCUCAGCCGAAGGCGAAGCCUCCCGUCCCCGCCCGGCCCGCUGGCUCAAAGAUUGCAGCUCUCCAGGCUGGCUUCCUGAAGGACCUCAACAGCAAACUUGGUCUCGGUCCUCACGCACCACCUAAGGUCAAGGAACCCGAAGAGGAAGAAGAAGCAGAGAAGGAGACGGCACCACUUCCGGAUGCUCGCAAGGGUAGAGCUAAGGGCCCGCAAAGAAGGAAACCUGCUGCAUCUCCGUCACCAGCUGCAGCUGCUACCAUUACUGCUGAAGUCGCUGUCCCGAGGCAGUCGCUUAGCUUCGGUCCUGUUACCGCUAUUUGGACGUUCAAAGAAGAUGGUAGUCUCGAUGUGCCCGCUGCAAAAAUGGCGGCUCAGAUACAGCAGUCACUCAGUGCUUCGACCAAGACGGAUGAACCAGCAAUUACUGAGGGUGAAGUGGACCAACCCGUUUCAGCGGAGUCGGAAGAACCACAGCUCACACAGAGUACAUCAAAAGAUGGUAGCGAACCUGGCCCUGAGCUUGAAACAGUCGAGAAGGCGCCAUCAACCCUUGAACAGGCGGCUUCUCAAGUGUCGGAAACUCUGUCAUCCGUUACUUCUAAGAUUUCAUCUGCACUUCAACCAGAAGAACCCUUGGUAGCUGAGACUGUACCCGGUUCCUCAGAUGCCCCUGGCGCAUUCCCUGAAUCCGGUUCAAAUAUAAACAACGAGGACAACGUCAAGGAUGCCUCUUUGGAUCAGAAGCAGACGGAAGACAAGCCCAUCAGUGCUCCCACUGAGGAGAGGAAGACUAGUGAGACCACUACGCAAAAAGAGGGUGAGGGUUUCUCACAAACAUUUGCUGGUUAAAUCACGUUUUAAGGAAGAUGGGGCUGAGCAGUGAGUUUAUCUGUAUUGCUACAGGGGAGAUUAUGAUGUCAUUAGUAGACCCUAGGAACGUGUUGCCAAAAUCGACUUUUGUUUAGUACAUGUAACUUUUCUAUGAAUGUUGCUGCUAUUUAAUUUAUGUCUGGUCCGUACGCUUCUGAUUGAAAUUUCAGAAUAUGAAGUCCUCAAUACACACAAAUACAGGCCCCUACGUCGGCCACAGGCACCUCAAGUACGGUUCAAAGUUGCAUAACAUCCUAGUUCUCGUGUCGAGCGGAAAGGCAUGCAAGAGAUGUAUAGAACAGAAAGAAGUG
Messenger RNA from Alternaria alternata, 3699 nucleotides. RefSeq lists its product as hypothetical. NCBI's taxonomy places the organism in Eukaryota, Fungi, Ascomycota, Dothideomycetes, Pleosporales, Pleosporaceae. The transcript has 3 exons. Bases 290 to 3367 code for a protein of 1025 amino acids. The record is from RefSeq and is a predicted model, not a curated record.